Syngnathus acus (greater pipefish) is the source of this 6269-nucleotide messenger RNA. RefSeq names its product alsin-like. The transcript is spliced from 41 exons. Gene Ontology annotation, molecular function: guanyl-nucleotide exchange factor activity. The coding region runs from base 297 to 5162 and encodes 1621 amino acids. The record is from RefSeq and is a predicted model, not a curated record. Lineage: Eukaryota; Metazoa; Chordata; Actinopteri; Syngnathiformes; Syngnathidae.
GCUGCCGACAACAACAUUGCCUAACUCAGCUGUCAUAACUUCUGCCUUCGACUGCGCUGCACUGAUUGACAUUUGACCAAUUACCUCUCUACGUCGUCUUUUACAACCACAUCCACCAUUCCACGCGGGCAGGGGUGUUUUCUUCAUACUCCAAACCGCAGCUACUUUAUUACGAGUACACUUUGAUAGUCGAGCCACCCACUGGCAUGACAUGAUGCUGUCAAGACAUAACAGAAGAUUCCCACUGAAAACAAAAUACAUUGCACUAAAUAUAUCUUCGCUGGUUUGUGGAAUGGAUGAUUGCUGAAGGGAUGGAGAGCGAAGAGCAAAGCCUUGCAGGAGAGCGGGCCAGUGCACCUCCAAAACAUGGACUGCUCCACAUUUGGCAGUCGGGAGGACCCAGUGAGCCACUUAGCCCAGAAAGAGUGCUUCUAUCGCAGUGUGUUCUGCAGGUGGCCCUGGGAGAACAUCACGGACUCCUGCUGGCACAAGGUGGUCUUGUGUAUUCUUUUGGAGAGCUGCUGUGGAGGGGGCUCAGUGUUCCUCCGUCAUCUCCAUUGUUGGAGGUUUCCCUCCGAGGCACGACCGUGGUCCAUGUGGCUUGUGGUGGUUUUCAUUGCGGAGCCUUGAGCGAGCAGGGUGGCGUGUUCAUGUGGGGGGAGAACACUGCAGGACAGUGUGGACCAACUGAGGGGGAUUUAGACUCAAACGUGACUGUUGCAGAACCAUACCCGCUGGCUGUGGUGGACUGCGAAGUGGUUCCUCCUGUGAUGGUUCGAAUUGUGGAUCUCGCUUGCGGACGGGAGCACAGUCUGGCAUUGUCGGCCCAGAAUGAGCUGUGGGCCUGGGGCAGCGGGUGUCAGCUGGGUCUUGUCACAAGCAACUUCCCCGUGUGGAAACCCCAAAAGGUGGAACACUUGGCAGGCAGGCAUGUGAUUCAGGUGGCUUGUGGGGCCUACCACAGCUUGGCUCUGGUCCGUUGUUUACAUCUGCAAAACCCCAACACUCCGAAACUACCAGAGAGACGGCCAUCGAAGAGGCAUGAGCUUUUUGCUGCCGAAGAUGCGCACUACUGUCCACUUGGGGUGGAGCUAACGGAAAACAUGAGAGCAGAGACUUCAGUCAGAAGGCACUCCAGACAAAGGCUCCAUCCAGCUGGCAUCGGCCGUGAAUCUCAAGCUGAUCUGUCUCCAUCCUCCAAAGAGAAUGUUCCUCUGGCCGGUACUGAGACUGAGCCUGAUGAACACGCUGACCCUCUAACCCAGACGGACAGCUGCACUACAUCGUACCCGCUGCCAGCCUUGACAGAUAAAAAGAAAGCUGCUUUGCCUAAUGAGCUAGUGCUUCACAACCUCCUCCAGAAACUCUCUGGUCACUCAUUAGAGAGGCAACAGAACAGAAGGCUUGGAGAUGCAGACUCAGUAAGCAGUCACACCUCAGAGGAUAGCUAUGCUUCCUCAACUCCCUCUAAUGAUCUGCUCCACACAAGUUGCGAAAAUGACUUGAUAUUUAGCAAUGAGGUAGUGCGGUCCUCCUCUCUCGAAGGUUCCCUGUGGAAGAAAAAAGUCAUGCUGGAGCACAAAAGCUCUAGUCUUACCGACAUUAACCAGAAGGGCAAAACGGCUAACAGGAGAUUCUCCCUACCUGGAACACCCACCCAUGCAACCCAAAGGCAAAAACAACAUUGUGGAAGCAAGCCAUCCUCUUUUUCAGAAGAUAGCUUUCCGUCUUUGGAAACGGAGGUGUGGAGCUGGGGCAGAGGGUCCGAGGGGCAACUGGGCCAUGGAGAUCAACUGGCCAGACUCCAGCCUCUCUGUAUUAAGUGUUUGACAGGUGAGGAAGUGAUCAAAGUGGCCGCAGGAUCACACCAUUCGCUGGCUCUCACCGCUCAGUGCCAGGUCUACUCAUGGGGCAGCAACAUGUGCGGACAACUCGGUCAUGUCAACAGUCCUGUUACGGUUCCACAGCAGACUAAGCUGUCCGAUGGUCUCAGGGCUUGGGAUGUGUCGGCGGGCCAGAGCCACUCCCUCCUCUUGGCUGACGCAGACGGCGUCCAACCCGUGCUGUUGUACUGCGGCCAGCAACAAGAGCCGAGGUCAAAGCCGAGUGAGACAUCCUGCCCUAGGUCCAGGUCGUGCCAGCGGUCACCAAACAGGGCUGAAAGUUACUCAGUCAGACCCACCUUGAUGCCUUUUUGCAUGGAGAUGGGUUACAUCAGCAGCGUGUGCAGUGGUGGUCACAAGUGUGCGCUGCUAGCCAACCACAACAUCUCGGGUCUUACCUUGGCCCUGUACGAAUUGGCUUCUGGCGAGAGGAAGUUUUACUGCUGGUUGAGCAACGUCAGGAAACUGCUUCUGAUGCCCAUUUUCAACAAAGAGAACGCACGUCCAUCCCUCGGUGAGCUCUGCACUCGACUCUUCAACUCCCUUUAUAAAACUUUAGUUCGCCUGAGCAUCCUCAUCGGUCAGCACUCGACGUCACUCACCCAUUUCCUGCACAACGUGCUCCGCCGAGAUGUCACUUCCCUUCACCUGCUCACACACGUUCAGCAUUUUCUUGACGUCUAUACUGAGUAUUGCAGUGCUGUGGGCGACUUCCAGGUCAUGGGCGGAUUUCACUUGCUCCAUAAACUAUCCCUCGAGUGUUUAGGUUCUAAGCAGGCCAGACUUGCUCAACUUUCCGAACUGGACCAAUCGGUAAGCAGCGAUGACGAUUUGGGUUCCUUGUUGUAUCGGCCAAUGCAGCAGCUCCAGCGGUACACUCGAGUCCUGCUCACAUUGGAAUCCUGCUAUGACGAGGUUACAACAGAGUAUCAGUCCCUCCAUCAGAGCGGUAUGCAGUACGAACACCUCUUUGCGACUCUACUGAGAAAGAAGAUGGAGGCUGAAGUUACCUUCCUCUUCUGGAAGACUCACUCUGGGAAAAACACUGAGGGUCUGCGUCUCCCGCAGCGUCGCGUGUUAUGUGAAAGCAGCAACCGAACGCUGACCCUUCAAGGCGCCGGCCGCUUCUCCAACCACUGGUUCAUACUCUUCAACGAUGCGCUGGUUCACAUACAGCGCGCCGCUCCUCCUAAGAUCCUCUUCUCCACUUAUCGUGUCUACCCUGUGAACCUUUUGUGGGUCAAACCACUUCCUGAAAACAACAGCGGAUGCCAUGCCAUCAAAAUGUCAUGUCCAGAAGAGACCUUCAUCUUGGUGGCCUCAACAGCACAAGAGAAGAACAAGUGGCUGCAUUUUCUCAAUCAAGAGGUGGACCGGGUGCUGAGUGGUGGAGGUCAGGGUUCAUCGCCAGGAAUAACAGCAAUGUCCCGCACGGCCUCCUAUACAUUCACGGGAGAGGGACGGUUCAAGGACGCUCAGUAUUCCGGCAGCUGGUUGGCUGGACGAGUUCAUGGCAGAGGAACAAUGAGAUGGCCGGAUGGACGUACCUACACUGGGAACUUUACGAAUGGACUGGAGGAUGGCUUUGGGGAGUGUAUGAUUCCUGAUAAACUGCUAAAUAAAGCCGGCUGCUAUCAGGGACACUGGCGAGAUGGCAAGAUACACGGCUUUGGCGUUUACAGGUACGCCAACGGCGAGGUAUACGAGGGCUGCUUCAAUGACGGCCAGCGUCACGGCUACGGCAUGCUGCGCUCAGGCAAGAUGGACAAGACUUCUUCAGGCGUCUUCAUCGGCCAGUGGGUCUGUGACAAGAGGACUGGAUACGGCGUCUAUGAUGACAUCACCAGGGGCGAGAAGUACAUGGGAAUGUGGCUGGACGAUGAGAGGCACGGGAGCGCCGUGGUGGUGACGCAGUACGGCGUGUACUACGAAGGCAACUUCAGAGAAAACAAGAUGAGUGGUCCCGGUUUGCUGGUCUCAGACGACGACACGGCUUUUCAUGGGGAGUUUUCCGAAGAUUGGACGGCCAACGGGAAGGGUGUUUUGUUCCUUGCAAAUGGUGACACACUAGAAGGCCACUUUAGUGGGGAGUGGAGCGCAGGUUUGAAAGUGGACGGAGUUUACACCAAAUUAGCCGCUGAUGACAUUGAAGACAAGCACAGAAAGAAGUUUAUCAGGUUGGGCCAGUUUGUGGUGGCUGCAGAUGAGAGGUGGCUGUGUGUUUUUGACGAAUGCUGGAGGCGACUGGGCUGUGACACUGCCAGCAAUGGAGAGAGGACAACAGCCUGGGAGAACAUUGCCGUUUCCAUUUCAAGUGCACGUCGACACAGCCCGGACCUCAGCAGGUCUCAGAGCAAAAUCUUGGAGUGUUUGGAGUGUAUCCCUCACCACGUCGAUGCGGUCACCUCCACAAGUUACGACAACAUACGAAAAUACCUCACCAAGGCAUGUGAAACCCCGUUCCACCCUCUGGGCUGGCUGGUGGAGACGCUGGUGACCGUCUACAGGAUGACCUACCUGGGUGUGGAGUCAAACCACCGGCUGCUCAGGGAGGCUGUCAACGAGGUGCAAGCCUACGUCAAACACUUCUACUCCAUUGUCAGGUUCCUGUUUCCUGGCUUACCAGACGACGGCAGCGUCCUACCAGAUACUCCCAUUUCUCCCUGUAGAAUAAGAUACAGCUCAUAUUCAGAGGAGCCAAGCUUUGUCUCUGUAGUCAGUUGCUCCACUCUGCUCCUCCCACUGCUGCUCCCACAACUCUAUCAGCCUCUCUUCAUGCUGUACUGUCUCCAUGACGAACAGCAGGACGCGCAGUACUGGGAGCGCAUCAUCCGUCUCAACAAGCAGCCCGAUCAGUCCCUACUUAGCUUCCUGGGCGUUCAGCAAAAGUUCUGGCCAAAGUGGAUGUCUGUUCUUGGGGAGAAAAAAGAGAUCGUAUCCAGCAGUAAAGAUGUCAGCUUUGGCAGCGCUGUCGAAACACUCCAACAAAUCAGCACCACGUUCACUCCGUCUGAUAAACUCCAAGUCAUCCAGAAUACGUUUGAGGAGUUGACCCAGAAAAUCAAACCCACGCAGGACACCGACUUCCUGUGGUGCAUGGACGACCUGCUCCCGCUCUUCCUCUACAUUGUACUUAGGGCGAGAAUCAGAAACCUGGGAGCUGAAGUGAGUCUGAUAGAAGACUUGAUGGAUCCUAACCUUCAGCAUGGAGAGCUAGGACUGAUGUUCACCACCUUGAAGGCCUGCUACAUGCAGAUCCAGUUGGAGUCAACGAUAUAGCAGUGAGCAGGAUGGACUUGAUGAAGUUCAAGCUACCCGUUGAUCCUUCCAGUGCUACUAACAGCUAUGUUGCCACAUUUCUUACGGGACUUAAAUCGAACGUAAAUUUUUUUUUUUAAACGAUGAACUCAUUGUAGCUCGUUUGAACACAAGCACACAACUGGCUCAGGGAUUUCAAGUACAAGUGAACGAGAGAAAGACAACAAAAAAAACACGACUACUGACUAUUUGCCUUUUGUACAUGUUGGAGCAGUCAAUUGCAUUUUUUCUUUUUUUUUAAGCAUUUCACUGGUUGCAAAGUGGAUGGAAACUUCAACUCCACCCAUAAAUGUAUUGAAGAUGUUAGGAGGAAUUCUCGCAUAUCCAAAAUCACUACUUUUAAGAAAUCAAUAACAAUUAAAAACACUGUCUUGGUUUAGUUAAGCGAAAAUACCAGUAGGAUCAAUUAGUGAAGAAAUACAAAAUCGACCAUAGGAGAUUUUCAUCUGACAGGAAUGACGGACAGACAGGUGCAUCUCAAUAAAUUAUAGUAGUGGAGAAAAUUUCAUUUAUUUCAGUAGUUCAAUUCACAAAGUGAAACUUUUAUUGUAUAGAUUCAUUAAAAAAAUAAAAAAAUAAAAAAUGCUUUUGGGGGAGGAAUAAUCACAAAGCUAAGUGUUUGAAAAGGGAAAGCUCCCAUACUGUAUUAUCGUCUCUCAGGUUUUAAUUAACGAUGAUCGAACAUAUUUCAUGCAAUUUAGUUGCUUUUUUGUGUAGCCUUUGUCGCUAUCUUUUCAUGAACUACUACCACUGCGCUUAUGCAAUUGAACAGUCUAGCACUAGCACUUUUUCUUUCUCACUGUCAACGUGCAAUUCCAAGUAUUUGUCUUUAAUUAAGCGUCCUUUUGGGUGCAUCAAGUAUUUACCAAGUAUGUAUCACAUUUCAUUGUUGAAUGUAUAAGAUGAUUUGAAUACUGUACAUUGAAAUAAUCUCCUGUAUUGAAUAUCUUUUUGAUCUGGUUAGAUCUUCUCUACAUUUGUGUACUUGGAACACACGCAGUAUAGUCCAGGGACUAUGAUGUCAAUGUACUUGAAUGCACACGCAGCACACCUAUCACGCUCACACCC